AUGAAACGGAAAAAUUUAUAUGAUGAAAUUAAAUACAUAACAAAAUCUAUUGAGGAACUACAGGAUUCAUUAAGUAAUCCUCUAAAAAGAGAAGAAUAUAGAGAAUAUGUAAAUAAGGAUGAGAACUUUUUAAAUAAUAUGAAUGAAAACGAUCACGAAUCAUUUGCUAUGUGUUGUGAAUUUGGCUCUGUAAAAGCUCUUAUUAACGAGAAACGCUAUAAUAAUAUUUUUAAAAAAACCCAAAAUUCUACUUUAGAGGAUAUUAUCCGUAAAUGGAAAUGGAAAUACAUGAUAGUUCCUCCAUCUAGUAAUUCUCAGAAUAAUGAUGAUAAUACGAAAAUAUUAGAUCAUUCUAAUUCUAUAUUUGAUAUAUUCAAUUGGAAUAGAUGGUACGAUGAUAAUUAUGGGAUAAAUAAAUUUCCACUUAAUACACUUGAUUUUCACACUUUACAAGGAAUAAUAAGUAUGGAUAUGCCAUCAAAAGUAAUAAAGAAGAGGAAAGAGAUAGCACAUAAGGAUAAUAUACAUGCUACUAAAUUAACCGAAAAUUUUACUGAUACCAAUAAUUUUAAUAUAAAAGAAAUUGAAGCAACAAAAUAUAACAUAUAUGAAUGGUUAAAAUUGUGUGAUAGAAAUCAGAAGGGAUUAAAAUUUUGGGAUAUUGUUUUGGAUAUAGAUAAAGAAAAAGGAUUUUCUAAUACUUGUUUAUAUAUCUUUUGCUUAUUAUCAUUACUUAAAGAUGGUUUAAUAAUGAUACAUAGUCCAAACCGUAUUAUUGAAUUAAAUUCAGAUGAUUUAGUAAUUUGGACAAAUAAGGAUUCUUUAAGUGAUAGGCAAAAAAGUACUGGAAUUAUAUCUAAUUUUUCAUAUUUAAAAUGGUGCAGCUUAUGUGAGAAUAAAUCAAGAUUAGAUGCAUGUAAUUUUGCAUCUAGUACUUCAUUUUCUUAA
This is a messenger RNA of Cryptosporidium muris RN66, 948 nucleotides long. RefSeq lists its product as uncharacterized. Bases 1 to 948 code for a protein of 315 amino acids. NCBI's taxonomy places the organism in Eukaryota, Apicomplexa, Conoidasida, Eucoccidiorida, Cryptosporidiidae. The transcript has a single exon. The record is from RefSeq and is a predicted model, not a curated record.